This is a messenger RNA of Orycteropus afer afer, 2064 nucleotides long. It is a transcript of the gene PALM3, whose product is annotated as paralemmin 3. Gene Ontology annotation, cellular component: membrane. The record is from RefSeq and is a predicted model, not a curated record. Gene Ontology annotation, biological process: regulation of cell shape; negative regulation of cytokine-mediated signaling pathway; Toll signaling pathway. Lineage: Eukaryota; Metazoa; Chordata; Mammalia; Tubulidentata; Orycteropodidae.
AUGGCUGAGAGCUCCCUCUACCGGCAGAGGCUAGAGGUCAUCGCAGAGAAGCGGCGGCUGCAGGAGAAGAUCCGAGCGGCGCGCCUGGAGCUGGAGGAGGAGAAACUCCGCGUUGAGCGGCUCAAGAGGAAGUCUCUCCGGGAGCGUUGGCUGAUGGAUGGGGCGGCUGAGGGACCAGACUGGCCCAAGGACCCUGCCUCUCAGGAUCCCCAAUCGCCUGAGAGCCAGGCCCAGGCCCGAAUCCAGAACCUGGAAGACAGCUUGUUCACGCUCCAGGCCCAGCUGCAGCUGUUGCAAAGUGCAUCCACAGGUGCCCAGCACAAGCCCUUGGGCAGACCCACCUGGCGCAGACAGGGUCACCGUCCUCUUUCCCAGCCCACUUUGGAGGCAGGUCCUGCAGACCCACCAGAUCUACACAAGAGAGCCUCCCUGCCAGUUGGACCAGCAGGCAUGUCCCCGGAGUCCCCAUCUGAGCCCAGGGAGGAGGCUGUCGGGGUUUUGCCUCAAGACUCAAGGCGGGUCCCUGGGGUAACAAGAGCGUCCUCAGAAGCCAAUGGCCCCUGCUCCAGGCCCAGCCCUCCUCCGGAGCAAGAGCCGAGUAAGGGGACAGCAGUGGCAGAGAGGGGUGUGGAUGAGGCCAAAGGAGGGGACGUGGUGCAGGUGGUGUGGGAGGGGCUGAGGGUCACAGAGGACUGUGCCAUGGGGACCACAGGCCCAGAGCUGGAGGCUAAAGUGGAGGAAGUGGUGAUGGAAGCCAUCGGGGACAGGCAGCCAGCUGGCAGCCCCGAGCUCCCAUCCUGGGUGAAGGAGGACAGGGAUGUCGUGGAGGUGGUCUGGGAAGGGGUGGGGGGCACAGGGGGCAGCGACUUUGAGGGUACAGCAGAGGGAGGCAGGGGUCCGGAAGCUGCACAGCUGAGCUCACCAAGGCCCCUAAAACAGCUGCAGGAAGCAGCUUCUAGAGAAGGGGAGGUUGCUCCCGGGGGUAGCCCGGAGGGCAGUGGGCCGGGGGGCUCUGGAGGUGAGGAAGGGUCUUUCAUUUGGGUGGAGAGAGUGACCCUCAGUGAGGAAUGGGAGGAGCUGCUGGUGGAGGGGGUGGAAGGGCUGGAGGGGCUGGGGCCGAUGACAAGGGAGGGAGGAGAUAAGGGCCUAUUGGAGGCAGAGCAAGGCGGAGGAGGCAAGGACACCUGGGAGGUGGGGAGGGGGCGAACAGAAGAAUCAGUCGGGGUGGAGAAGAGAGAAGGUGAGGAGAAGCCGGGCACAGAGAGGGAAGGAGGAGAGGAGCCCCCUGGAGUAGAGAAGAAAGGAGGUGAGGAACAGCUGGGGGAGAGAAGAGAAGCUGAGGGAUCGCUGAAGACAGAGCAGGAAGGAAGUGAGGAAGAGCAGGGGGCAGAGCAGGGAGUUGAGGAAGCACUGGGAGAAGAGAAGAAGGGAGAUGAAGUACAGCCAGGGCCAGAGGAGGGAACAGAUGAAGAAUCAGUGGUGAAAGAGAGAAAAGGAGGUGAGGAGCCCCUGGGGGCAGAGAGGGCAGGAGGUGAGGAGCCCCUGGAGGCAGAGAGGGAGCCCCUGGAGGCAGAGAGGGCCGGAGGUGAGGAGCCCCUGGGGGCAGAGAGGGCCGGAGGUGAGGAGCUAGUGGACAUAGAGAAGACCCAAGGUGUGGAGGAAGAUCUGAGUCCAAAAGAGCAGAGAGAGUCAUUGGGGGAAAAGGAAUCUGAGGCCGGUGCUUCCCUGGGGGCCAAGGAAGAGCCAAGGCCAGAGGACGAAGGGCUACAGCCCCAGGAGAAACCGGAAGUCUCCCUAGAGGAGGCGGCGGCAAAGCCCCAAACUCCCACUGAGGACCAGGGCCCCUUGGGGGAUGCCACACCCCUCCUAGCAGAGACCGCCGUCUCAGAGCAGCCCACAGAGUGCCAGCCACUGCUGCUGGUGGAGGGGCCCAGCGCCAACCCCAGUGCCCGUCCUGUGCCCACCUAUGCCCCUGCCCAGCAGCCAGAGCCAUCUGCCCCCACUGAAGGCGAAGAGGCGAGUGGCCCUAAGCAAAAGACGUGCCAGUGUUGUGCGGUUAUGUGA